UUGCCACCGGUGUCAUCUGGCAAACUGUUAAAAGAAAAUUUUGCUCAAAAGCAAAAUAGUAGCUUCUGUUUCUUAGGACUCUUUGUUAUGUUUCGAUGAGUAUUGGUGGGAAGUGGCCUCUUUAAGUGGGUGCCUUUUGUGGUCCUCUCACUGGAGCUAAUAGCCCCAGUCAGCUAAAACUUGGACGCAGUGUGCCUCUCUGCCAUAGCUCACUCACCUCUGCUGCUGAAAUGGUUUCCCAUCACUUUGCUAAUAGGUACAACCUGUGAAGGGUUCUGAGGUGGGGAAAUGGCAACUCAGGAAAUAACUCCAAACCUUUAGCUCUCCUAGCACAUUAAAAUAGCCGUUAUGAAGAGGAGGAAGUACUGUGUCAUCUAUUGUCCUCGGGACCUGUCAAUAGGAACGAUAGCUAGACAUCACCGGGGGUGUAUUUCUAUUCAACACAAGGAAAAGUUUCUAAUUGGAGCCCUCCAGCAUGAAAUGGACUAAGCCGUGUAUUUUCCUUCUCUGAUCCUGACUCCACUGUGACGGGUACUGCACAUUAGAGAGACUGUGUCAUAGUAUGAAUUUAGGUUAGGUCGAUACUUAGAGGGAAAGAGGGCAAAGGAAUAUCAGAAUCUCCAAGAAGCUGAUACAACUUGAAAAAAUAUAUAAAAUGCCACACUUCAGGUUUUCUUGUAUUUAAUUUGAAAUGUCAAGUAACAUUAAAGAAUAGCAUUUGAUUUGCUUAAACAAAGUAGUAAUAGCUGAAGUUCCUUCCAAAUCACUUUUUGGAUUCUCUAAGACGCUUGCCUAUGCCUCGCAGAUUAGCUCCAUCCACAAAACAUAUUCUUUAAGGAUCCAGGAUCAGCAAGGGGUCACAAUGUCCUAAGAGUUUCUGUCCCGGCGCUCUACCUGUCCUGCCCGUGCACCAUGCUUUUGCCUAUCCCUGUUUCUGCACAGAUUUUAGUCUUCCCACCAGGGGCGCAACUAUCAGUCUCCUCAGUCUCUCUCGGUUCCAUUCCAAUCUGCUCAUCUCCCCUCCCGUCCCCGCUUUCCCCAAGGACCUACUGAGAUUUCGAUCCCACGACUUAGUGGGUCCCAUCUCACCCAGACCCCGCAAUCCUCGCCUUCUACGAGUCAGCGUAGUACCACACUCUGAGCAGGCACCCCUGUGCUACUCACGGAAGCGGGACCAUUAGGUCGGCCAUUCCUCCUCACCCCACGACACGCACCCACAGGGUCGGGCCGCCUCCGAGUCUCAAGGGUGGGCUAGCGUCAGGGAGAGGCCCCGGGAGCGCUUUCCCAACAUUGGUCGCAGUCAUUGCUGGUAUAACGGCUAGAGAAGCCCAGUGAGUUAGGAUGGAGGGCGGUAGGACCGGAAAAAGACGUGGAAAAGCUGCGAAAACGAGCCUUUGAAGCCUGCACGCGCGGGCCCAGCUCCUCAUCCGAGUUCCUCAUCCGGGGCCCUCACUCACAUCCGGGGCCCUCACUCACAUCCGGGACCCUCCUCCUGGGCUUUUACCCACAUCCGGGACCCUCAUGCCGCGGCGGGGUGAGGGGGCCCUCAUUCUGGGCCCUGCACUCCGUCGCCGGAAGUGCUACCGAGAAGCGCCGGCCUCUGGGGUGUCUAGAGCGGCCCGGGAGAAGCUGUGGUGGCCCGGAGCGCGGGUGUGUAGGUGACAGGACAGCUGCCAGGCCCGCCCCUCCCCUCGUGAUGGUCAUUGUCCUCCAGAGCAGUGAUGGAGGAAAUACCAGCCCAGGAAGCAGCAGGGUCACCAAGGGUCCAGUUUCAGUCUUUGGAGACCCAGUCUGAGUGUCUGUCCCCAGAGCCUCAGUUUGUGCAGGACACCGACAUGGAACAGGGACUCGCUGGGGGAUUUCCAAUUUCCAAGCCUGGUGGGAUCUCCCAGCUGGAACAGGAUCUACAGGUCUUUGAUCUGGAAACUAAGACUAGAGAAGUCUUAAGAGGUGACUGCUCAGAUGGAGAGACCAGAGAAGAAAACAAGCUGUCGAUUCCUAAGCAGAAAAUUUCGGAAGAAGUACAUUCGUACAAAGUGAGAGUAGGAAGAUUCAAACACGAUAUUACCCAAGUUCCUGAGACUAGAGAAGUGUAUAAGUCUGAGGACAGAUUAGAAAGGCUUCAGGAAAUUCUAAGGAAAUUUCUGUACCUGGAGAGAGAGUUUAGGCAAAUAACAAUCAGCAAGGAAACCUUCACCAGUGAGAAGAACAAUGAAUGUAAUGAACCCGAGAAAAGCUUCAGUCUGGACUCUACUAUUGAUGCGGAUCAGAGAGUUCUUAGAAUACAGAAUACCGAUGACAGUGAUAAGUACGACAUGAGCUUCAGCCAGAAUUCAGCCUCUGGUAAACAUGAACACAUAAAUCUAACACAGGAUUUUCAGAGUAGUGAAUGUAAGGAAAGCUUAAUGGAUCUCUCCCACCUUAAUAAAUGGGAGAGCAUCCCUAACACUGAGAAAUCCUAUAAAUGUGAUGUAUGUGGGAAAAUUUUCCAUCAGAGUUCAGCCCUUACUAGACAUCAGAGAAUCCAUACUAGAGAGAAGCCCUACAAAUGUAAAGAAUGUGAGAAGUCUUUCAGUCAGAGUUCAAGUCUUAGUCGACAUAAAAGAAUACACACUAGAGAAAAACCUUACAAAUGUGAAGCAUCUGAUAAAUCCUGUGAAGCGUCUGAUAAAUCCUGUAGUCCAAGCUCAGGCAUUAUUCAGCACAAGAAAAUUCACACCAGAGCCAAAUCUUACAAAUGUAGCAGUUGUGAAAGAGUCUUCAGUCGUAGUGUCCACCUUACUCAACAUCAGAAAAUUCACAAAGAGAUUCCCUGUAAGUGUACUAUAUGUGGCAGUGACUUCUGCCAUACUUCAUACCUACUUGAACAUCAGAGGGUCCAUCAUGAAGAGAAAGCCUAUGAGUAUGAUGAAUAUGGGUUGACCUAUAUUAAACAACAAGGAAUUCAUUUCAGAGAAAAGCCCUAUACGUGUAAUGAAUGUGGAAAAGACUUCAGAUUGAAUUCACAUCUUAUUCAGCAUCAAAGAAUUCACACAGGAGAGAAAGCGCAUGAAUGUAAUGAAUGUGGAAAAGCUUUCAGUCAAACCUCAUGCCUUAUUCAGCAUCACAAAAUGCAUAGGAAAGAGAAAUCAUAUGAAUGUAAUGAGUAUGAGGGCAGUUACAGUCAUAGCUCAGAUCUUAUCCUGCAACAAGAAGUCCUCACCAGACAGAAAGCCUUUGAUUGUGAUGUAUGGGAAAAGAACUCCAGUCAGAGAGCACACCUGGUUCAACAUCAGAGCAUUCAUACCAAAGAGAACUCAUGAAUGUAAUGAAGAUGGGAAGACAUUUAGUCAAAUUCAGGCUUCAUUCAGCAUCUGAGCGCUCACACCAGGGAGAAAUCAUGUAUGUACUGCAUGUGGUAAAACCUUCAGUCAUAGCUCAACCAUUGCUCAGCAUCAGAUAAUUCACACCAGAGGGAAACCCUCUGAAUGUGACGAAUGAAGAAAAGGUAUUAGUGUUAAACUUCUAAUUGACUCCGGAAAUCGAUACCAGUGAGAAAUCUUAUAAAUGUAUUGAAUGUGGUAAAUUUUUCAUGCUGUUAAUAUUUUCAUAUCUUAGUCACAUUCGGAUAAUUCACACGGGAAUAAAAUUCCAUUGCUGCAGUGAAUGUGAAAAAGCCAUCAGUCAAAGAAACUACCUUGUUUAGUAUCAAAUUCAUGCCAUGCAAAAAGAUUAUAAAUGUAAUAAACAUGUAUGUGUGUGAGGAGAUUCAGUCAUAACCCAACACUCAUUCAACAUCAAAAAAUUUAUACCUAAGAUAACUUAUUUGGGUGUAGUAAAUGGCAAAUCUUUCAAUAGGAGUUUAGUCUUUGUCAUAUCAGAAUAUCCGUAGUAGACAAGAAUUUGAUGUAAUGCAAAUGGAAAAACUUGACACCACAUUUCAGGCUUUACCCAACAUCAAAAUAAUGGAGAGAAAAUUGUUGAUUAUUUGUUUAUGAAAUUGUUAAUAUGUAGUCCCAAUCUUUUUCAUUACACAAAAAUCUAGGGUUGACUUGGUAAAUGCAGUGCCAUUUUCUCAUGGAGUUCCUUUAUUUAAUAUGUAUUCUAAGUAGGUACAUUUAUUUUUACUUUUUUAUUAUAAUUUUGAUAUUAAAAAGAACAGAGAUGGGGUCUUGCUUUGUUGCCCAGGCUGGUCUCGAAUUCCUGGCCUCGAGCAAUCCUCCCACCUGUCCUCCCAAAGUGCUGGGGUUGCAGGCGUGAGUCACUGUGCCGGGCCUAUUUUAUUCAUAGAACUCAUUUAAGCUGUUUUUAUUUUAAUAUGCCCUAUAAACAUUUUUAUUUUUUUUUUGAAAUUGGUUCUUAGUGUUCACAACUUCCCUAAGAUACUGCUAAUGCACCAGUGUUAAAACACAUCGACAUAAGUAGCUCAUUUAGCUUUUUCUGCUGUUCUUGGCCUAAGUUCUCUCCAAAACCAACUCUUAGGCCUGCUCUUUACUAGGGAUCCUAUGUCAUAUUGCUUUACAGCCACAACACUUGGAUUCCUGUUGAUUAACUUCUCCAUUCUCUUAAGCACCUUUAGAAGAUUUAGAAGUUUCCUAAUUUUAAGCGUUUCACCAGCAAGUAUUCCAUACCUACUUGAUGUUGCUGGUCUGGUGUCUUAUUUCCUAAAGCGAAGCAUCUUUUUUAGAAAAAUAAUUGGAUUGAAAAUACAUCCAGUCCAAUGUAAGUAUGAAGGAUUCUCUCUCCUGAGAUUGUAGCAGGCAGCCAGACAUUUUCAAAUGAUGCCCAAGGUUUUAGCUGUCUUAUGUGCAUCCACAGUCUGCGAAGAAGAGAGAUGAUAAGGACAUCAGGGAGCCACCAAGACUCCUGGUAGCCUCACUACAUUCAUCCAGUGCCUAUUCUGCAUGCCUAAGCUUAGAGUUCUUUUAUAUACCUCUCAGGCCAGCAGAAUGCUCAGGUCUGCUUUUGGUAGGGUAAACAUAAAGAAGAUACACAGGCUGGGAGCGGUGGCUCACACCUGUAAUCCCAGCACUUUGGGAGGCUGAGGCAGGUGGAUCACGAGGUCUGGCGAUCCAGACCAUCCUGGCCAACUUGGUGAAACCCCAUCUGUACUAAAAAUACAAAAAUUAGCCGGGCGUGGUGGCUUGCGCCUGUAAUCCCAGCUACUCAGGAGGCUGAGGCAGGAGAACCGCCUGAACCUGGGAGGCGGAGGUUACAGUGAGCUGAGGUCACGCCACUGCACUCCAGCCUGGGCGACAGAGCGGGACUCUGUCUCAAAUAAAUAAAUAAAUAAAAUAAAUAAAAACACACACAAAUCAGCAUCAUAAGGGAAUGUAGCCUUCCAACAGAGAUGAUGCUGUUUUUAUGUUAAUCUCAGAGACAGUAUUUCAAGAGAGUGGCAGGUCUGUUCCUGGUAAAAUUUUAACCAUUAGGAUUGCAGAUAAAUAUUGAAUUCUGCUUCCCCCCUCAUCAAUCCAGGACAGUAUUUGAAGUGUGAGGGCUUUGUGUACAGUUGUUUAUCCAUUGCCACAUUUUUGUAUUUUAAUAGUCUACAGGCUAUAUAAAAGAACAUGGCUUUUUGAUUGAUAAAAGUGAUUACAGAUGUUGGCUCAAGUUCAGGGCCACCAUCAUACACCGAACAAGAGUUCAUGAUUCUUUAGGUAAUGUCAAAACAUUUUGUAUUUUUCUGUCUUAAGCUUUAUAACAUUUUGUGAGUGAGACAGAUGUUGUUUAAAAUUCUUGUUGUCAGUCCAGCAAUUGAGGCUUUCAUAGUUCAGUGUUAAUAAUAUUCAGUAGGGACCCUCAACAAAUAUGUAAAAAUAUAUUGCUCACUCUGUAAUCUUCCUAUGGCUAACCUCUAGGAUAGUUCUGCCACUAUAUUUUACUUCUUUGCCAUCAGCAAGAAUAGGAUCUCAUCAAGGCAAGGUAGGAAUCUAAAUGAAAUUGAUAUAUAAAUGAAUUGAUCUAAAUGUAAAAGCAAAUGAAAAAUGCAUGUGUUUUUUCCUAUCAAACAUGUAUACCCUUAUGUAUAGAGACCAGUAGUCACCUGUGGUGACUGAAACAGGAUUAUGUAAUCCCUAAAAAGCAGAAUAUGUAAAAAUCACAUGUAUGCAUUUGGUUUAGGAAUGUGCUUUUGUACUUCCACUUGAAUAAAGGUGUGUUUGGUAUUCUGAGAA
Molecule: messenger RNA, 6155 nt
Organism: Cercocebus atys (sooty mangabey)
Lineage: Eukaryota; Metazoa; Chordata; Mammalia; Primates; Cercopithecidae
Gene: ZNF655
Product: zinc finger protein 655
Exons: 4
Coding region: 1722-3302 (526 amino acids)
Biological process (GO): regulation of DNA-templated transcription
Source: RefSeq, a predicted model, not a curated record